AUGCGGAAGGUGCUCCAUGCGGGGCUGUCUAUCUGCCUGCGGAAGAAGAAGAAGGGCAAGCAGAGCAAGACAGGCGUACCCAAAGAGGAGUGUCCCGCGGAUCAACCAUGCGUCACAAAGGUGAAGGCGCGCCGAUUGGGGCUCACAGGGCGGCACGGUGGGAGUGCACAUAGUGGGGGUGGGGCGUCGGAGGAGGUGGUUGAGCCUGCGAUCCGUCAGAAAAAGAAGGCGAAACGGCUAAAGGGCGAGCUCGAGACAUAUUUGCCGAGUGCCGAGGGGGGCAGUGCGACUACACCGGGGCAGGAAGCUCUCCGCGUAGCGCGGAGCAAGGAACACAAGCGUAGCUCGGCCACGGACGCCCCUGCUGCUUCGAAGAAGCCGAAGGUGGAUGGCCCUUCUGUCCCAAACGAUGGUCAGAUCAAGGGUGCGGCCGCAUUCCGUGCUGCUCACCAGAUUGUGGCUCCCGAGGUCUGCGCUGCCCCCCUUGAGACGUUUGAGAGCGCGUCUCAUCUGCUGGGCCCAGCCCUCGUCAAGGCUCUGCGCAAGCAGGGGUACGCGGCGCCGACGCCGAUCCAGGCGCAGGCAUGGCCCAUAGCGUUUCAGGGUAACGACCUCGUCGGUGUAGCCAAGACCGGCAGCGGCAAGACGUGUGCGUUUCUGAUGCCCGCGCUCGCCCGCCUCAGCGGCAGGACUCCUGGGCAGGAGCCGGGAUGGCAAGAGCCCGCGCGCCCGCACGGUGGCGGAUUAUCUCCCACGCGGGAGCUGGCGCAGCAGAUCACGUUAGAGGCAAAGAAGUUCGCGCCCGUGGUUCGAUGUCUGGUCGUCUGCCUUUACGGUGGUGUGCCCAAGGACGAGCAGGUCCGCGACCUCAGGUUUGGCGCAGACCUGGUCAUUGCGACUCCAGGCCGCCUGCUGGACCUUUCAAAGGGCGACGCGGCGCGUGCCCUCUACCCAGCGAUUUCCAUGGAGGCGGUGUCGUACCUGGUCCUGGACGAGGCGGAUCGCAUGCUGGACAUGGGCUUCGAGCCCGACAUCCGCAGGAUCGCCAAGGCCUGCCGGCAGACGGGCAGGCGAGGCGAGGGCUUCGGAGCUGGAGGAGCCCAGGCGGGAGCCCGCCGCCAGACGCUCUUCUUCACGGCAACCUGGCCUGCGGCCGUGCAGCGGGCCGCCGCUGCCUUCACCAGCAAGAGCGCCGUGCAGAUCCGGAUCGGUCAGGGCAGCGACGGGAAGCAGGUCACGGCCAACUCGAGCGUGACCCAGACGGUGCUGGUGAUCCCCGAGGAGGAGAAGCUGAGCCGGCUGAAACAGAUCCUCGAGACGGAGCUGCGCCCCGGCGAGACCGCGAUUGUCUUCGCCACGCGGAAGACUACGUGCGAUCAGUUGGAGGAGAUGCUUAAGAGUGCGACCGUGAGCAGCAACAGCGGGGUGCGAGAUCCGGCCCAUCCAUGGGUCAAGACCAUGGGGCCGGUCCCACUUUGCGCAUGGGUCCGGGCCAUCCAUGGCGACCGGGAGCAGUGGGAGCGCGAGCAGAACCUCAACGCAUUCCGCUCGAUGACAACCAAGCCACAGGCACACAGGAAGGCUGUUCUGGUCGCGACCGACGUGGCAUCGCGGGGCUUGGACAUUCCUGGUGUCGCCUUAGUGGUGGUUUUUGAUUUCGGUGGGGAGGCCGAUCGUCCUGGUGUGGAUUCGUAUGUGCACCGCAUUGGACGCACGGGACGGGCGGGAAGGACUGGCAAGUCAUUCACCUUCUUCACACCAGAGGAUGCAGGGGCGGGCGCUUUCGUUCAGCUGCUGCGGAAUGCUCAGCAGGAGGUUCCAGCCGAGCUCGACGCCCUGGUGAAGCAGGAGGCGUCCUGGGGCGAUCCGAAGUGGUGGAAAAGGUCGGGUGGCGGUGGCAAGGGUAAGCUGGAGAAGGGUUAC
Messenger RNA from Prorocentrum cordatum, 1923 nucleotides. Lineage: Eukaryota; Dinophyceae; Prorocentrales; Prorocentraceae. The record is from the annotation of a GenBank genome assembly.